Messenger RNA from Durio zibethinus, 6879 nucleotides. The record is from RefSeq and is a predicted model, not a curated record. NCBI's taxonomy places the organism in Eukaryota, Viridiplantae, Streptophyta, Magnoliopsida, Malvales, Malvaceae.
UGUGCACGAUCGAGACCUAGGGACCGCACAAUGUAGACGAGCUAGCUGUGCUGGAGUUGUCGUUUAGUUUGGGUCAUCAUGUCCCAUUUCUCUACUAGUCUCCGCCUUUCAUGCUCUCUUGCAGAAAACACGCAAUUCUCAGUUUUCAUUGUCCGUUCUCUCAACUGUUUCUACUGCUGAAUCCUCAAGCUUUAUUCACCAAAAAAGAAAAAUAAUUCCUCAAAAUUUUCCUGUAGGUUUUCGGCUCUUUUGAUAUUAGUACUCAAAGUAAGGAUUGGAAGAAGCUGUAGCAGAUCCAUCUUUUGAUAUCUAAGACAAGGACAGGGGCUGCAUACGCACAAUUGAAGACCCAGGGGCAGGCAUUGGAGGCCAGCUGGUUGUUCUUUUCAUGUAAUAGUCUCGGCUGUUCAUGCUCUCACACAAUUAUUGGUUUUGAUUAAAGGUGGAGGCGACAGAUCCUUUUCAUUAUUUAAAAAUCAAUAAAAGACAAUUUUUAUAUUAAAAAAUAAUUAGUUUUUAUUUAAAACAGUUUAAAAAUAAAAGAAAAAACCGUUUUUGGAAAUAGUAACAAUGGUGAAAAAGCCCACUAAACCUCCUUUCUUCUGGUGGGAUUUUUGAGUUGUGGUGAGAUUUAUUUUGUACAAUCACAUACUAUUUUUUGUUUUUUAUAUGCUUUGUUCAGUGCGAUUAGAAAAAAAAUUUGUUUUCUAAAUACUCUUUUGCAGAAAAUACGCAAUUCUGAGUUUUGAUUCUCGGUUCUCUCAGCUACCAACCCUUAAACUCUUUAUACUGUUGAAUCCUCGAGCUUUAUUCACCAAAAAAGAAAAAAGAAUUCCUUAAAAUUUUUUUGUAGGUUCUCUUCUCUUUUGGCUUCACUACUCAACGUGAGGAUAGGAAGAAGCUGUAGCCGACCAAUCUUUUGAUAUCUAAGACAACGACAGAGGUUUUGUUAGUGAGCGUUCUUCUAAUUCAAAAGACAAAAGAAAAAAAUAUAUAUGGAGGCUUGUAUUUCGAUUGUUGGAUCCAUUCUUGGCUCUCUUACUAGGAAAGCGGCGGAGUACACAGUUGAUCCCAUUGCACGACAAGUUAGUUACUUGUUCAAGCACAAGAGCAAGUUUCAAAACCUCAGGGAUCAACUUCAAAAACUAAAUGAUGCAAGACAAAGAGUAAAAGAGGCUGUUAAUGCGGCUAACAGACAGGGAGAGGAGAUAUUUGACGAUGUGAAUUCGUGGUUGACUAAGGUCAAUGGGAUCUGUGACGAGGCUGCUGCGCAAUUGGAUGGGGAUGAAAGGAAAGCAAAGCAGAGGUGUUUCGUUGGGUUUUGUCCUAAUUUUAAGUCUCGUUACCAACUCAGUAGAAAAGCUGAGAAAGAGGCCAACACCAUUGCUGAACUCCUGAAAGAUAAAGACCGAUUGGAUGGAGUUUCCUACAAACCUGCUUCAGAAGGGACAGCUACCAGAGCUGUCAAAGAGUACGAGGCCUUUGAGUCAAGAAAGGGAGUUUUAGAUGCGGUCAUGACGGCGCUUAAGGAUGCGAAUUUGAGCAUAAUUGGUGUUUACGGAAUGGGCGGGUUGGGUAAAACUACCCUAGUCAAACAAGUUGCUAGACAAGCCAAGGAUGAAAAUUUGUUUGAUGAGGUGGUCCUGACAGCCGUAACCCAGAGUUAUGACAUCAAGGAAAUUCAAGAUCGGAUUGCAGAUGAAUUGGGUCUGACGUUUGAAAAGCAGAGUGACACCGGGAGAGCAGGCAAACUACGUGACAGACUAAAGAGAAUCAGGAAGGUUCUUGUCAUCUUGGAUGAUAUUUGGGUGAAAUUGGAUAUGGAGGCUCUAGGAAUUCCUUACGAAGGUGAACACCAAGGAUGUAAGAUCUUACUGACGUCUAGAGAGCAGGAUGCUUUAUCUUUGAUGGGUUCGCUGAAUAACAUUUCAAUUCAAAUAUUGAAAGAAGAAGAAGCAUGGAAUCUGUUUAAGAAGAAGGCUGGUGAUAUUGUCCAAAGGCCCGACUUGCAUGCUACGGCAAUUGAAGUGGCCAAAGAAUGUGCUGGAUUGCCGAUCGCCAUUGUAACAGUUGGGGAAGCUAUGAAAAAUAAGAAGAAUUUGUCUGAUUGGAAGUAUGCUUUGAAUGAACUAAGAAAUCCCUCUAAAAGAAACUUCAAGGGGAUACCAGCAGGUGCAUAUUCAGCUAUAGAGUUGAGUUACAAAUUUUUAGAAGAUGAGGAACAUCAACCAACUUUCCUACUCUGUAGCAUAAUGGGUCAUGAUGCUGCCAUCGAGGACUUGCUGAAAUCUGGCAUUGGUCUGGGUUUAUUUCAUGGAGUUAACACAAUUGAAGAAACACGAUAUAAAGUAUCUGCAUUGGUUAGCAACCUCAAAAGAUCUUCUUUGUUACUUGAUGGUUCUACGUUUGAGCGCUUUGAUAUGCAUGAUGUUGUUCGUGAUGUUGCCAUAUCGAUCGCGUCAAGGGACCACCAUUGGCUUGCCAGGGAUGAUGAAUUCAAAGAGUUGUCAAAUGAGGAAACAAUGAGAAAUUGCGAACUGAUCUGCUUGCAGUAUGCUAAGGUUUGUGAGCUUCCUGAUCAUGAUCAGUUGGAUUGUCCAAAGCUUACCUUUUUCUCUUUGGACAGUGAGGAUUCUUCUUUGAAAAUUUCAGACAACUUCUUCAGGGGAAUGCAAAAACUCAGAGUCUUAGAUUUUGCCAAAAUGUAUUUUCCAUCCUUGCCUUUGUCAUUUUGUUUCCUAAAAAAUCUUCGUACUUUAUGUUUUUCAGCAUGCAUGUUAAAAGAUAUAGUCGUCAUUGGAGAGUUGAAGAACUUAGAAAUCCUUAGCCUCCGUAAAUCGAAAAUUGCUGUGCUACCGGGGGAAAUAGGACAAUUGAUCAAGCUAAAAUUGCUAGAUUUGAGUCAUUGUUACAAGCUUAAAGUAAUAUCACCAAAUGUCUUGUCUCGUUUAUCCAAAUUAGAAGAAUUAUGCCUACUUAGUAGCUUUGAUAGAUGGGAGGUUGAGGGACAUGAGAAGCCAAGAACCAAUGCUAGCCUUGUGGAGUUGCAACAUUUGCCUCAUUUGACAACUUUGGAAGUCGAAAUUCCUAUUGUGCAAGCUAUGCCAAAAGAAUUGUUUUCUGCAAAGUUGGAAAGAUACAGAAUUUCCAUUGGAGGGAAGUGGUGGCGGAAUUAUAAGCCAGAAACCUCGAGAGAGUUGAAUCUCAAGUUGAAUAAAAGUAUUCAUUUGGACGAUAGUGGGGUUAAAACGUUGUUGAGGAAAACCGAAACUCUACUUCUGGAUGCAGUGAAAGAUGCCAUGGACAUGCUUUGUGAUCCAGAUACUGAAGGUUUCCCACAUUUAAAACAUCUUGGUGUCAGCAAUGAUUCAGAGGUUAAAUAUCUCAUUAACUCCAUGGAGUUGGCUUCUUGUAAAGCAUUUCCUCUUUUGGAGACAUUGUCUCUUUUUAAACUGAACAAUUUGGAGGCCAUAUAUUAUGGUCAACUCCAAGCUGAAUGUUUUGGUCAACUAAGAAAGAUAGGAGCACGAGAUUGUAAUAUGUUGAAGAAUUUGUUCUCAUUCGCCUUAGCCCGAAAGCUCGGCCACCUUGAAGAAAUUGAUGUAUCUAAUUGCGAGAAUUUCACAGAGUUAAUUGUAGAAAAGAGGGAGGAAGAGAUUGGUGAUGAUGACAUUUUAGAAUUCAGCCAAGUACGCUCUUUAACGUUAGAAAAUCUACCGUGUUUCAUUGGCUUGUUUAACUCAGAAAAAAAGCUUUCCUCAUCUCAACAAGGAAGAGUUCAAUCAAUUGAUGGAAAUUCAACUGCCACUUCGCUUUUUGACCGAAAGGUCAUGUUCCCAUGCUUAAAGAAGUUGUGGUUAGCUUGUAUCACGGUUGAAAAAUUAUGGCAUGAUCAGCUUCCGGUAACGCCUUUUAGUGUUGAAAAUUUAACUGAGUUGACUAUUCAGAACUGUCAUAAUUUGAAGAAUCUAUUUACUUCUUCUAUGGUUGAAAGCUUCGUGCAACUGAAAUCACUUCUUAUUGGAAAUUGUAAUGAAAUUGAAGAGGUAAUAACAAUGACAGAAGGAUUACUAGAAGAAGAAAGGAUGAGGAAAAUGGUAUUUCCUAAACUAGACAAUUUGCACCUCUGGAAUCUUCCCCAUCUCAAAAGAUUUUGUUUUGGAAAUCCAAAUGAAUUCCUCUCUUUGAGGGAACGAAGAAUAGUUGAAUGUCCAGUUUUGAACACAUUUCAUUCUGAUUCUACAAGGGUGGGUACAAUUGUUGGAAAUGAAGCAGGAAAGAGCAGCAUCUCAACGGUGAACUCUUGCACUGAUGUACCAAAAUAUCUAUUCAAUGAAAAGGUUGUGUUUCAAGGCUUAGAGGAUUUGUACCUAAGCUCAAUCGCAGUUAACAAACUAUGGCAUGAGCAACUUUCAGUAACUUUUUUUGGCGUUCAAAAUUUAACAAAGUUGGGAGUGUACGAGUGCCAUAAUUUGAAGAAUAUAUUUACUUCCUCUGUUGAAAGCUUUGUGCAACUAAAAACACUUGCUGUUGGAGAAUGUAAUGAAAUUGAAGAGAUAAUAAUAGUGACAGAAGGAUUAGUAGAAGAAGAAAGGAUGAGGAAAAUGGUGUUUCCUAAAUUAGACCACUUGAAGCUUAGGGAUCUUCCCAAGCUCAAAAGAUUUGGCUUUGGAAAUCCGAUUGAAUUCCCUUCUCUAACAUAUCUACAUAUAGAAGGAUGUCCUGUUUUGAACACAGUUCAUUCUGAUUCUACAAGUGUAGGAACAAUUGUUGGAAAUGAAGCAGGAAAGAGCAGCAUCUCAAUGAAAAACCUUCACACGGAUGUUUCAAAAUACAUAUUCAAUGAAAAGUUGGCAUUCCCAAAUCUACAGCAACUUCACCUCGGAUGGGAUGAUGGGAUGAAAGAGAGAUUGGAUGGCCUACGACUUGCACCGGACUGCUUUUGCAAACUAAAAGUUCUCGGACUUGUACGGUUUCCUCAACAAUUAGCCAUAUUCCCAUCUUACCUGUUCCAAUUACUAUCCUUACCCAAUCUCGAAAGCCUUCAAAUAGCAGGUUGUUACUUUGAAGAGUUGGUAUUCCAAAGUGAAGGAGUUGGUGGUGAGGAAAAGCCUGCAUCUGCAUCGAUGGUACUCUCUCGGUUAACUGAAUUAUGGCUUUCUAAUCUCCAUGAAUUGAUGCAUCUAUGGAAGGAAAAGGAAGGAUUCCAAAAUCUAAGGAUUUUACGUGUGGGAUGGUGUCCCAUAUUAAGAAGUAAUUUAGUUCCAUCCUCAGUAUGUUUCCAGAAUCUGAUGACUCUUGAAGUAUAUAAAUGUGAUGGGAUCAUAAAAUUAGUUACACAUUCAACAGCCAAAAGCCUAGUGCAGCUCAGAGAAAUGAGGAUAAUUGGUUGUAGAAAGAUAGAAGAAAUAAUAGAAGGUAGCGAUGGGAAUCGUGAUGAAGUGAAGGAUGAAAUCAUUUUCCCCAAACUCAACCUUUUGGAACUUAUUGGGCUAUCAAAUCUUGAAAGCUUCUGCUCAUCAGCGAAUCAUACCUUUGUAUUCCCAUCCUUAGCAACGGUAUUUGUGCAAGAUUGCCCAAAGAUAAAGACGUUCGCUCAGGGAGGGUUAAACGCUCCAAUGUUGCACAAAGUACGACCAGAUAGGUGGGCAGAUGAAAGGGAGGACUGGAUUUGGGAAGGAAGCCUUAAUAGCACCAUACAAAAACUGUUCAAGGAAUGGAAUCCUGUGGAGGAAAUGCAGAAUUCUGUAGAGGAUCAAGGCAAUCCUUCAACUUUUAACACACAAUCAACAUAGUCGAGAAUGCUGAAGAAGAUCAGCUCAAUCCUUUAACUGCCAAGAAACAUAAUGUGCAAGGUUCCAAUUCCUAUUUCCUUCAUGGCUGGCAUUUAUGAGCCUUGGCAGAGUGAAGUAAACAAUUUAUGGAUGACAACAAUUCUGAAGUCAAAGGAUAAGGAGAAAUGUUCUGUAAGUGGCAAAAUGACAAGGAUUUUGAAGUUGAGGAUCACAUACUUAUUUUGAACUAGAGAAUGAGAAGACUUUUUAAAUGGUGAAUUUCAAGGAUUUUCCACUCUCCCUUUUUGGGAAGGUGAUUUUCUGCUACACUGAAUCAAUGGCAAGUUCUUGUCCAUUGGGUGCCCCAAGGUAUGUUGUGCCUACAACAGCUUGUGAAUGGGCUGUUUAUCUAUCCUGACUAUAACUUGUUCCAUUCUACUCGACCCUUAUGUUGAGUUCCAUGCUGCCUAGGGGAAUUUUUUGUAGCCCUAUUAUGUUUUCUUAGUGGCACAGUUCGGAAUCAUGAUUUGAUGGUUCAUGGUGAACAAGGUUAGUCGUUUUCUUUGGCCUUAGGCAAUUUAUGCGCUUAUAUAUUAAUUAUCACUUGAUUUUUCCCCCCAUGAUCUAUGGUUGACAUUUUUUAUCAUCAAUGUGAAUUGUAAAUAGAGCAUUCAAUUGUCAAGGAGGUGGAUGGUACAGGGAAAUUGGGCAGAACGAAUGCCUCUCCCAGUUUUCUCAUAUGGUGAGGGUUAAGGCCAAUUAAUCCUACUGAUUGAAUGGAAAAACGGGAAAGAAUUCAAUCGCCAUUGUUUACAAAGCAUUUGCCUCAUGUCAAGUUAAGAGGCUGGUCCUUAUCAAACUUUAGCAAAGGCUUGCUAGAUUCAUUUCGUUAAUUGAAAACAUAUACAAGUCAAACACUUGCAGGAAGGCCCAAUGACUGAGAACUCAUUGCAAUGGAGUAGUUAUUUCUGAUAUUCAUAUAGAACAUUUUCUAUCAGCAUUGACAUAAAGAGAACAACCUGCAGCAAGGAUCUUGGUCCCCUGAAUACACUAUAAACCAAGAGUUUCCAAGUACAAGGAACGGCGGAUCAUUGUUCAAGUACAA